AUGAGAAUACGGCUCCCCUUCGCAGGCGUCUUCACCCUCCUCCUCCUCCUCUCAGCCUACGCCGGCCUCUCCACCCUCCAACUCUCCCCCUCCCUCCCCCUCAACGACAAAGCCCUCCACUUCCUCACCUUCUUCCUGUUAACCCUCGCCUUCUACUGGGUAAUCGACACCACCCGCCGCCGCACCCUUAACCUAACCCUCGCCAUCUGCACCGUCGGCGGCGGCAUCGGUUCGGAAAUUUUGCAAGGCCUUCUCCCCAACGGUCGGGAGUUUGAUCCAUAUGAUGUCGUCGCCAAUUUAGUCGGUUCGUUGGCGGCGGUGGGGUUGUGUUCGUGGUAUCAUAAGCGGAUGCUGGAAAGAAAACGGCAGAGGAGAUAUGGUGGCGAGGGUGGUGCUGGGGAGGAGCUGGAGAGGUUGCAUGAUGGAGAGGAGGAGGAUUUGGAGUUGGGGGAGGGGUUGGGGUUGGGCAGGAGUUUUGAUGGGCAGCAGGAGCAGGGUGUGACGACUGCUGCUGCUGCUGCUGCGACGGAAGAAAGGGGAAAGAGUUUGGAGGAGGUGGUGGAUGAUUGGGAUGAGAAUGAGGUGGACAACUGGGAUGAUGAGGAGGAGGAAGAGGAGGAGAGUGAGGAGGAUAUCGGGGGGGCUGCUUCGGCUGCUGGGAGGGUGGGGGUUGUGAACGGGAAGAAGAGAGCAGAUUAG
Molecule: messenger RNA, 699 nt
Organism: Podospora bellae-mahoneyi
Lineage: Eukaryota; Fungi; Ascomycota; Sordariomycetes; Sordariales; Podosporaceae
Exons: 2
Coding region: 1-699 (232 amino acids)
Cellular component (GO): intracellular membrane-bounded organelle
Source: RefSeq, a predicted model, not a curated record